CUUUUUCUUCCUCCUCCUCCUCGUCCCCCACGUGCUCGGCUUUGUGCCGGCCCCGCCGCCCGUUUCGCUUUCCCUUUCCCCGCCCCGCUCCCCAUGGCGGCCUGGCUCGGCCUCAGGCCGGAGGAGGCCGAGGCAGGGGCUGAGGCGCGCUCAUGGCAGUACGACUCCACCUGGGAGGAGGACGAGGAGGAGGAGGAAGAAGAAGAGGAAGAGGAGAAGGAGGAGGCGAAGGAGAGGGAGGAGGCUGGCGAUGAAGACCGGCCGGAGGAUGCGAAGGAGCCGGCGAAGGGCUCCUGGCAGGCCCAGUCUAGCUGGUGUGCUAGAAUCCAGAAGCUAAUAAAGUGUUUUUUCAAUAAGGAGGAGCAAGGAGGAUCAAUUUUGUCAUCAUUUUCUCAGAUGGGUUUUCAGUUCUCAGGCAGGCGCAACUGGAAUGCAGCAAGAGACUUGCAGAGAUACAGGCAUCGUUACCCGGGUUUGACAGAAACAGAAAAUGAGGAGGAAGAACAGAUGUGGAACUUGAGCUUUUACAAAAAUGAAAUUAGUUUUAUGCCUCAGGGUGUGCAUAUUGAAACUCUGCUUGAAUUGUGGUGGGACAACUAUGAAGUUCUGGAAGAAAACCAUUCGUACAUACAGUGGCUAUUCCCUUUACGUGAACAUGGGAUGAACUGGCGUGCCAAACCACUAACACUUCAAGAAAUUGAGGCAUUUAAGAAGUCCGAGGAAGUCAUGGAAAGGUUUAUACGCGCUUAUCAGCUCAUGUUGAGAUUUUAUGGAAUAAUUCUGACUAACCAGGAGACUGGAGAACUCAAGAGAGCAGAGAAUUGGGCUGAAAGAUUUCAAAACUUGAACCGGUUUAGCCACAACAAUUUGCGGAUCACUCGCAUUCUGAAGUGCCUGGGGGAGAUGGGAUAUGAACACUAUCAAGUGCACUUGGUAAAGUUUUUCCUAACUGAAACUCUUGUUAAGGAGACGUUACCAAAUGUCAAGAGAAGUGCCUUGGAUUACUUUCUAUUCACUGUCAGAAGCAAGCAGAAGAGAAGGGAACUGGUCCACUAUGCUUGGCAACACUACAAACCUCGAAGCAGCUUUGUGUGGGGGCCCUGUGACAAACUCUCAAAGUACAGACCCCGCUCUGCCAAGUCACAGCUGCACCAAACGGCAGGAAAUAAACAGGAAGAACCUGGUAGAAAAUGUGAUGAUUCUGUGGAAAAGGGUCAGAACCCAUCUCUAGAGGAAGAUCAGCAAGUUGGAGGUGCUGCAGACUUGUUGCCUAAAGCAAAUGAAGAUGACACGAGAGAGAGGUUAAGCGAGUGUGUUUCAGAGGGAGGAGAUGGUGAAGAUGAGAAGGAGGCUUUGUGUACCCAGCAGGAAGAGAAUGAGUUCUGCAGUAAGGCUGAAGCGCAGGGUACGGCAGAGAACGAUUGUGCAAAGGAGAGCAAGAAGAGAAAACUGGAUGCAAAUAUGGCAGACACCGUAAAGAGUGGAUCACUGAAAAACCCUCCUGAUAUUGAAAAAAUUUCCCGUAACCUGGGUGAAUGUGCACUUGAUGCAGAAAUCUCCCCCUCGAGUUCCCUCCUGCAAACAGAAGAGGGCCAGGAAACACUGAAAGAAGACAAUGUGAACACCAAAGACUUAACAGUGCCAGAGACUGCUGAUGCCACUGUAAAACGGAGGAAAGUUGAUAAAAGAACGCAGAGAAACAAAACAUUCAGCUUGGCCAUAAACCUGAACAUGGGGCUGCCUGCCCGCAGUGCCCCGUUGCAUCCACCUGCUUCAAACGCAAAGGCUGAAGAGGAAAAAGUUGGUGAGAAAAAAACAGCCAUGGAGGGGAUGGGUGAGAAGGAUGGGGGUGACACAAACGGUGGGGCUCUGAGCUGCCCAGCUGGUUCCGUGCUCCCCAAGACUAGCUGGACGUCUCCAUUAAGUGAUGGCUUGGAGUCAGGUGCAGAUCAAGUCACGGCGGAGAGUGAUGAGCACCUCUGUGAUAGCGUGCUCCUGGGAAGGAAAAGUGAGGCAGAUGGGAUAGAACAGCAUAAAAAGGCAGCAAAUGCAAGUGAAGAAGAGGAAGUAAAAGCCACGAGCAAGAAACAAAUUCCAGGGAAACUUGAACAGAAUAUGGCAUCCAGUUGCCCUGAACGAGACAGUGGUGAGCUUGCAAUACAGAAAACAGAUAGCUCUGAGCAUGCAGCAGAACCUGAUGAAGAACAGGUGGUGGAGUGAGACCAGCAUAGCAAACACUUGAGCAAGCAGAGAUGACAUUGCCCUAACUUCUGGGAGCCAGCUUUACUGAUUUGUACACCACAGGCGCGUGGGAAAAUAAACUUUGUUUGGACUGAUCCAGGCUAGGCCCUGUCUCACUUUCACCUUUCCAUACUUUUUUUAUAAGUCAUCUGUAGUGAUUUCAUUGAGAAUGAGCUCUUGGUUACCCUAAACAGGAAAACUUUAAAUGAGUCGUCAUCCUAAACUGGCUGUGUCCUGUUCCUGUUUUUUAUUGUGGAGCAACAGGGAUUUUUGCACUUUGCUUUGGUUCUGGUAUGUCCCUUUUUAAAGAAGAGGGAAAUUAAUCAGUUUCCUUGUUUGAACUAGAAAAGUAUUUAUUAAACACACAAAUUUUACCGUAAGAUAGCAUGCCUGAUUUGCCGGACCUUUCUAUUACCAUGUAACUUCCUUCUCAUUUUGCAUCAUGUGGGAGUGUAGUUGCCUUUCCUCCUGUAAGAAAAUAGGUUUGAGUUUAGACUGGGAUAAAACAUACGGCCAUAAUGUGUCUCUGACCAGUAUUAACCUUUGUGUCUAGAUACUGUUCUCCAGGGUGCAGAAACAUGGGGUAACUGUUCCCUUUAUCCUCAGCAGAAAUUGCUUCGUAGUGCUUGUUAGAUCUGUUAAGAAUACAAAUUGUCUACUGGUUUCUAAGAGAAACCCUCAGGCUUUGUGUAAAGCUGACUGGAGCUCUUCUUCCCCAUCUUUUUCCACCACCUUCAGGAGCUUGAUAGUCUUCCACAGCUAUUUAUGUCCGCUACUAGUUCAAAGGUCUUUCUUCCUCGAUUGCUGAAACAGAAUAAAUACUUUUGUCACUGCAUCUCUUCAGAUUUUGGUGUUGCUUUGAGAUGACCUCCGGGGCUAUCUUUCCUGCAGGCCUGCUGAACGAAGCUAGCUGUCUCAAAUCUCCCCCGCUUCCUAGUUGUGGCAGGAUCGUUCUACCAUUAAUGAUCAGCAUGUCAGACAGCGAGGGCACGUUUGAGUGCAGCAUGUCUGCUAACCACUUGGGGCUUUGUUGUGGGCCAGUUAAUUGAAGCUUUAAUUGGUGGGGGUACGCUUGUCUGGUUCGUUCAUUUACAGCCCUUAAGAAUUUACUUUCAGCCCUUGCCAGCUCCUUGCCUGCCUUAAUGUUACUGACCUCUCUGCUAGAUGUUCUGCCUGACUUGUGCAGGAUUCAACCAAGUCUGAAGGAGCACUGAACAAUUUAGCACUUUUGCUCCUGGAGAUUUACAACAGAGGACGUGUUUCAUGAAGCAGAGGAAACAUUUUCAACAGCCAGAAGGUCUGGACUUGCUGUUUGCUCAGCUUGUUUGUUUUAGUUUGAGGGUUUUCGGGUGCUGUUUGUUUUGUGUAGGAGAUGGCUAGAGGCUUGCUUGCCUCAUCAGGGAGCAGAUGCAGUAGCCUGUGCAAUGUCAAUGUCUUUCCUCUCUCUGCUACAGCUCUUCAGAAGUUCAUCUUUCAAGGAAUUUGAUCUGUGAUUGGCCUUCCCGGACUGUAGGCCCUGGUGCAGCAUGCCAUAUCCAUGUGGGUGGGGAUAAAAAAAAGUCUGCAAGCUUCUUAUUUAAUGCUCGUGGUCACACACAUGCUGGAAAAAGGCUUUAAUGUUUUUUAAAAAAACUUUCUUAUGAAAAGAUGGUGUUAAAUUGCCAAUAAGAAUACACUUACCUGCAGAUAUAAAUACUUGAAGAUGUUGAGUGAAGAUUCUUGAAUAAAAGAUAAGAAAAAAAAUUGUUAAUCAUGGCUUUUGUACAGAUUUAUAGUAAUUUUGUUAUUUAAUGAAGUUCUCAUUGUGAACAUAUGCUCAGUCGGGGCAUAGCUCAUCAAUCUGGUGUGGUGAUGUGCAGUUUGUUGUGUUUAAUGGGGUUUUGCUGUGAGCUCUAGCUUGGAGUGCUCAAAACAAGCUGUUCCCUACAGUUCAGAGUUUCACCUGUAGGUGUUCGCAGCGAGUUCAUGGGCUGUAUUCUCCAGCACUCGGAGCUGUAUGACAGUGUUACAUUAAUGUCGCCUAUUAAAGCAUGACUUUAAUGCA
Molecule: messenger RNA, 4285 nt
Organism: Oxyura jamaicensis (ruddy duck)
Lineage: Eukaryota; Metazoa; Chordata; Aves; Anseriformes; Anatidae
Gene: OGFR
Product: opioid growth factor receptor
Exons: 9
Coding region: 94-2220 (708 amino acids)
Cellular component (GO): membrane
Molecular function (GO): opioid growth factor receptor activity
Source: RefSeq, a predicted model, not a curated record